AUGCAGCCCAUCAAGCUGGCUCAGGUCACCAAGAUACUGGGCAGAACCAGUUCUCAGGGCCAGUGCACCCAGAUGCGUGUGGAGUUUAUGGACCACAUGAGCCGGUCCAUCAUCCACAGCGUGAAGGGCCCAGUGCGGGAGGGGGACAUGCUCACCCUGCUGGAGUGGGAACAUGAGGCCCGAAGGCUGAGGUGA
Molecule: messenger RNA, 195 nt
Organism: Trichosurus vulpecula (common brushtail)
Lineage: Eukaryota; Metazoa; Chordata; Mammalia; Diprotodontia; Phalangeridae
Product: 40S ribosomal protein S28-like
Exons: 1
Coding region: 1-195 (64 amino acids)
Biological process (GO): ribosomal small subunit assembly; maturation of SSU-rRNA; translation
Cellular component (GO): ribosome; cytosolic small ribosomal subunit
Molecular function (GO): structural constituent of ribosome
Source: RefSeq, a predicted model, not a curated record